CCCGCGCGCACGAUCGGAAGAAGGGAGAAAUCUCUCACGAGACGAGCCGCGACAACUCCGGGGAUACCGGGGCCGUCGCGUUUGUUGACGGCGUAGCGCGCCGCGCCGUGACCGGGAGCCGCGGCUGCGAUUCUCCCGUUAAAAAGGCUGCGCUUGACAAGGAUGCGUCGGAUGACAACUGCGCAGAAAUGACUCCGUUGAACGUGGUCAACCAGGGGCGUCCGUUAUUUCGAUGAAGCCCGCUCCGUGUUCACCACCACCACCACCACCAUCAUCAUCAUCAUCAUCAUCACCACCACCGCCCGCCCGCCCGCCCGCCGGCCGUAGAAGCCACUGUACCCAGCGGUAUGGACGUCUUAAAUAUCUCCCGUGCAUCUGAAGAACGUUGCGCAGUGCAGUGACUACGGCGUGUUGUCGUGUUUCGGGGGGUCGGAUGUGAUAUUUAAUUGGCAGUGACUCGGUUACCGAGGCGCAGUCGCUAUUCCGAGACCGGGCAGCGGCGCUGGGCUUUGUACGAUUCUCGCAGACGGCGGCCGCGCAGUCAGUGUGAGGCGCUUUCGCCGAGUUGGCGAGAGCCGCACUCUCCGGGGUUUCCGAUGAGAGGCAAACAAUACCAUCAACAACUGAAGUUGACAGCGCCCUGGGAGAAGGAUGCUGGCUACGGGAGGAAGCUCAAAACCUACAGGAACCAUACCAAGAUAAUAGCACAGCCUGGGAUCGUGAUGAAAGUGCUGCGCAGGAAGAGGAUUGUCUUAUUUAUGGCCUACUUCUUGCUGUUGGUCCUCACCAUGCUGAACUUGGCCAACUACAAGUGGACCAAAGAGCCACAGCAGUGCAACCACCAGAUGAGGAGCACCACGUAUCAAAGCAGAUCCGAUAUCCGUUUCCUGUACAGGCCCCCGUUGGCGAAAAAGAGACAACUUGUUUAUGUUCUGACGACCUGGAGGUCGGGCUCCUCCUUUUUUGGAGAGCUCUUUAACCAAAACCCUGAAGUGUUCUUCUUGUACGAGCCCAUGUGGCACAUCUGGCAGAAACUGUACCCAGGUGACGCGGUGUCUUUACAGGGGGCAGCCAGGGACAUGUUGAGCUCCUUGUACCGCUGUGAUCUCUCCGUUUUCCAACUGUACAACAGUCCCGGGGGAAAGAACUUCACCUCCCUCGGCCUGUUUGGGGCCACCCUCAAUAAGGUGGUGUGCUCUUAUCCCCUCUGCUCUGCUUACAGGAAAGAGGUGGUGGGGAUGGUCGACGACAAGGUGUGUAAAAAGUGCCCCCCUCAAAGCCUUAGACUGUUGGAGGAGGAAUGUCUUAAAUAUAGCACCAUAGUCAUUAAAGGGGUACGCAUCCUUGACGUCAACGUGCUGGCGCCGCUCAUGGAGGAUCCCUCCCUGGACUUGAAGGUGAUACACCUGGUCCGGGACCCGCGGGCCGUGGCCAACUCCAGAAUCAAAUCCAGACAUGGCCUGAUAAGGGAAAAUUUACAGGUGGUCCGGAGCCGGGACCCUAAACUUCGCCGGAUACCCUUCGUGGACCCCGGCCACAAGGCUAACAAGAAGGACGGGUCGGACUACCACUCCAUCGGAGCGAUGGAGGUGAUCUGCGACCGCACCUCCAGGACUCUCAGGACUGCCUUAAACCCGCCCAGCUGGCUCAAGGGGAAGUACAUGGCUGUGCGGUACGAGGACCUGGUGGAGAGCCCGGUCAAGACCUUGCGCAGCAUUUAUCGCUUCGCCAACCUGACCGCCAACCACGACAUCGAGUCGUUUGCUUUGAACAUGACCAGCGGCUCCAGCUCGUCCUCCAAGCCGUUCAUUGUGUCGUCGAGGAACGCGACACAAGCCGCCAGCGCAUGGAGAACAGUGCUCAGCAUCCAGCAGAUCAAGCAAGUGGAGGACUACUGCCACCACGCCAUGUCUGUGCUGGGGUACGAGAGGGUCAGGACCUCAGGAGAGGCAAAGGACCUCAGCAAAUCUCUACUGACUCACUCCAAACUGUGACAACCGUCCCCGCCACCAAAGACGUUUAAUUUAAUCGCCAUUCUUGUUUUUGUUUGCAUCGAGUGCCGUUUCCUCUUACUGUGGAAUUAAAAGCUUUACUUUGAAGAGCAGUGUUGGGAGGAGCUCCGCUCACCACAUUUGGAAUGUAUCUCUGUUGCGUUUUCUUUCCCUCCAUUGAGCGACAGUGGACCACACACACACACAACACACACACAACUUUUGUAACUGGAAUGCUGGAUGUGUUUGGGCCUACGAACAGUGUCUCGAACGGUGAUGUUGCAACCGCGAAAAACAACUGUAUAAUUCAAGUAUCUUGUUAUGACAACAGUGGACGUUUUUGGGGUUAUUUUUUGAAUGUUGAAAACUUAAAAAAAAAAGAAGAUAUAUUUGUUUCUCCCAGUUCUCCAUAUUGUCUGUAAAAGUGAAAAAUAGUCGGUGGAAGAAUAACAACAACAACAACAAGAACAAUUGAUCCAACAGUUUAUAAGUCAAUGUUUAUUUGUAAUACUUGGGUUCGAGUCAGAGACAAUCAGCUGGUUUGACGUGCCAUAGAGAGAGGUGCGAUGAGGGGACUACCGUCCGAACAGCAGCACAUCUCUUCCGAGGAAGAGGGGGGGGGGGUGUCUUUCUGCCACCAAACCAUCAUAGGAUGACAUGACACACUGCGGACAAUGCCAUGGCAGGAAAACACAAGAGCUCAGAAAGCCUUUCGUAACGUCAGUGUAAGCGGUCUGUUCUACCAUUUCAAAUGUUUACAAGUGCUUGCUCCUAUAAAACACAUGAUCUGAGAAUAUUGCAUCGAGUAAAGUUCACCGUCAACGAGA
Lampris incognitus (smalleye Pacific opah) is the source of this 2818-nucleotide messenger RNA. It is a transcript of the gene chst2b, whose product is annotated as carbohydrate (N-acetylglucosamine-6-O) sulfotransferase 2b. Gene Ontology annotation, cellular component: Golgi membrane. Gene Ontology annotation, molecular function: N-acetylglucosamine 6-O-sulfotransferase activity. Gene Ontology annotation, biological process: N-acetylglucosamine metabolic process; sulfur compound metabolic process; carbohydrate metabolic process. Bases 597 to 1994 code for a protein of 465 amino acids. The transcript has a single exon. Lineage: Eukaryota; Metazoa; Chordata; Actinopteri; Lampriformes; Lampridae. The record is from RefSeq and is a predicted model, not a curated record.